GAGAGUUCAGUCCUCUGCAGACCCUGAUCAUGAACGGAGAGGCCGAUGCUCUGCUGGAUUUGGUCAGGCGGAGGUCCAGCAGUCUGACGGAGCAGAACGAUGAAGGCUGGAUCGCUCUCCAUCAAGCUGCUUUUUAUGGACAGAUGCAGUGUGUCUCAGUCCUCGUCACAGCUUUUCCCGACUCAGUGAACCGAUGCAGUCUGAAGAGUGAGAGCGCUCUGCUGCUGGCCGCUGGACAAGGAAACGUUUCCUGUGUCGACUUCCUCCUGAGGCACGGAGCCGACCCAAACAUCGCCAACAAGGACCGAGAGACGACGCUGUUCAUCGCCUGUGAGAAACCCAACGAGGCCAUUGUGGAUCUGCUGCUGAGGGGUGGGGCUCAGGUGAACCGGUCCAACGCUCAGGGGGCCAGCGCUCUUCAUGAAGUCUGCAUGAACGGCCAGCUGAAGCUCUGCCGGAUGUUACUGGAGUCCGGAGCCCACCUCCAGAGCAAAAACGUCUACGGCAUCCGGCCUCUCUUUAUUGCUGCACAGCACGGGCAUGCCGACAUCAUCCAGCUGCUUGCUAAGAAAGGUGCAGAUAUAGAUGGCCAGGCGGCAGACGGAGCCUCGCCGCUGUUUGAAGCCUGUAAGAACGGCCAUGUUUCCGCGGUGGAGGUGCUGCUCUCUCUGAAGGCAGAUGCUAACCGCUCCAUGAAGUCGGGCCUGCUGCCUCUUCACGUGGCUGUCCAGAACAACCACUUCAGAAUCGUGUCGUUACUGAUCCAGGUGACCAGCAUGGUCAGAGUACAGCACAGCGGCAUUAGUCCUCUGCACAUCGCGGCAGAGAAGAACCAGGAUGAAAUCAUGGAACUGCUGAUCAAGUCUGGAUUUGAGGUCAACUCCGAGCUAUCGGAGGCCUUCACCAUUAUGUACAAGGACCGGCGUAGCACGGCGCUCUGCUUCUCUGUCCACAACAUGAACCUGGAGGCGGCCGAGAUGCUGCUGGAGGCCGGAGCCGACCCCAACCUGGAUUUGUUCAACCCGCUGCUCAUCGCUGUGCGGCUGGGCCGGAUAGAUAUGGCCGCACUGCUGCUGAGGUACGGCGCCAACGCCAACGUUCAGAUCCCCACCCAGUCGUCCUCGUUUCCAGCAGCCAUCCUCCUGAGGAUGGAGUCACUGCCCAUGCUCAAAUUGCUGCUGGACAACGGUUGCGACGCCGGGUGCUGCUUCAACUGUCCAUACGGACAAAAACCACAUCUGGCCGUCCAGCCGUCCGGCUUUCCCAACGAGGAAAUGCAGUUCUGUGAGGCCAUUUCCUGCCUGGCCCUCUGCCAUGUCGCCGGUCCAAUCAUCUCGCUGCUGCUGGACUACGUCGGACAUGUCCGUCUCUGCUCCCGACUGAUUGAGGUCCUGGAGAUUCACAGCGACUGGGCGCCGAUCAAACUGAAAGCUGGUAAGAAUGAAGGACAGGAAAUGGUCACAGCUAACCCUAACCCGUAAGAAUGAAG
Molecule: messenger RNA, 1489 nt
Organism: Notothenia coriiceps (black rockcod)
Lineage: Eukaryota; Metazoa; Chordata; Actinopteri; Perciformes; Nototheniidae
Product: ankyrin repeat and SOCS box protein 2-like
Exons: 6
Coding region: 30-1481 (483 amino acids)
Cellular component (GO): cytoplasm
Molecular function (GO): protein binding
Source: RefSeq, a predicted model, not a curated record